This is a messenger RNA of Diatraea saccharalis (sugarcane borer), 1074 nucleotides long. The record is from the annotation of a GenBank genome assembly. NCBI's taxonomy places the organism in Eukaryota, Metazoa, Arthropoda, Insecta, Lepidoptera, Crambidae.
AUGGAAAACCUAGAUACACCGCAAAUAAUUACGCAUAUUGAAAAUAAUAUAAAUCACUCAAUAUUUGAUUGUAAGUGGAUACCGUGCUCAGCAAAAUUUGUUGUAAUUGGAUGUUUGCCAAAGGGAAGCGGUACUAUAGAAAUUUUUGAAAUUACCUCUGGAGAGGCUCACAAAAUAAAAGAUAUUGAAAGACCUAAUUCUUUCAAAUGUGGUACUUUUGGUGCUAGCAGUGAUGUCGAACGAAGACUAUCAACAGGUGACUUCAAAGGGACCUUAGAAAUAUGGGAUUUGGAAAAAAGUUGUCAAGUGUAUAUAACAAAAGAGCACAAAGAUAUUAUUAAUUCCAUAGAUGGAAUGGGAGGCAACACUAUGAAUUGUGGUGCUCCAGAAAUUGUCACUGGAAGUAGAGAUGGAACUGUGAAAGUUUGGGAUCCUCGUCAGCGUGGCAAACCGGUCGCUAACAUGCAGCCGGCUAUGGGUGAGACGAAGCGCGACUGCUGGACAGUGGCAUUCGGCAACUCGUUCAAUGAUGCUGAGAGAAUCGUCAUCGCUGGUUACGACAAUGGGGACCUCAAGAUGUUCGAUUUGCGCACGAUGUCGCUCAGAUGGGAGUGUAACUUGAAGAAUGGGGUUUGCUGCGCCGAGUUCGACCGCAAAGACAUUCCAAUGAAUAAAUUAGUAGCGACAACACUCGAGGGAAAAUUCCACGUGUUCGAUGUCAGAACUCAAAAUCCAACCAAAGGAUUUGCACAGGUAAUGGACAGUACAUCAAAGAGUGGGACAAUAUGGGUGGCCCGCCACCUUCCUCAAAACCGUGACAUAUUCAUUACGUGUGCCGGGAACGGACACGUGUCACUUUGGAAAUACGAAUACCCAGAACAGCGUUGUCGCGUCGACGACAAGGGUGUCGCGUGCGGUGUCAGCGGUCGCUUGAAUCGCUUGCAGCGGAUGGUGAUCAGCACUCAGCCGCUUAAUGCGCUAGAAUGGAACAGAGAUCAUCUGGGAUUAGCACUCGCCACCUCCUAUGAUCAAUACGUGAGGGUAUUGCUCACCACCAAACUGAACUUACACUGA